CGCGCCUCUCAGCGUCAAACUAGCAGCAAAAGUGCGAGCGUGUUUUGAUUGUGAGUAGAUAGUUUUUGAGACUGAAAAUUCUCGUGUGCACCGUUUCCUGGGGCUACGUCUCCGACUUAAUACAGAAAAUGAAAACUGAAGAUAAGAAUAACAUACCAAAGGUCCGUCUGGCCGUCAUUGGUAAAGCCAACGUCGGAAAAUCAGCACUAACUGUUCGAUAUCUCACUAGGAGGUUCAUUGGGGAAUACCGGAGUAAUACAGAUUUGCUCUAUCGGCAAACGCUAACCGUGAAUAACUCGGCCUUGGAAGUCGAGAUUGUCGACGUCUGCAGUUGCGAUUUAUCUCUAUUCCCCGAAGAGGCCAUUUAUUGGGCGGAUGCCUGCGUCGUGGUUUACGAUAUAACCAACAGGACGUCGAUGACACAUGCCGGCGAGCUACUCCAAAGGGUGCUUCAGUUAAGAAGUCAAAUGCCUAUUGUCCUACUGGGGAACAAAUCAGAUCUGGAACAUCUUCGACAGGUGGACGAAGUUGAGGGUCGAACUCUGGCCAUUCAACACAACUCCCAAUUCCAUGAAGUCUCAGUUGCUGAGAACAGUCCAGCUAUCUACACCGCCAUUGACGCCGUUUUGAACGAGUGUCGUUCAGUACAAAACACGCAAAAAACCCGAAAAUUCUCCGUGUCGAAGAUGAUCGGGACUCUAAUCGGGAAUACAAACGGGAAAGUCGUACCAAAUACAAACCAAGGUGGGACUGUGGUUGUCUGCCACAAGUCCGACUUGUACAAGUCUCGCGUCCUGAGACGGCGGCAGAAUUUUACAGCGACGGCAUCGCUUUGACUAUCGGACAAGGAGGAGCAGGUCGGGACUGCUCGUUGAAUUGAAUUUCGUUCCAUAUUUCUCAGUUUUAUGAGGGAGGGACACGUGCUGUGCAGAAAAGUGAAUGGUCCUUGAACUAAAUACGAGUAAUAAAAGGAACCGUGGUGCCAAGUUGCYCGAUUUUUGUCGAUGGUGAGGAAGAAAUGUGCAAUAAUUUAUCUUGGCAGAAAGGCUUCCGACAGGGUCAAUGUUUGUACAUAUCAGAGGCGUGGAUAGUCUCAUUCAAAGUGGCAUUAAAGUCAACAACAGCUGUGCCCGAGUGCUGAUCGGGACUGGAAUUGGGAUUAUUUUAAUAACUAGACGUAAUUUUUAUACCCUUUCUAUAUUCAUGUUGCCAAUCUUAACAAAAUAAUAUUUAGAUUAGCGAAAAAAUAUUCAACUUUCGACCUUGUGAUUAUGAGAAAGUUGACUAUUCGGUCGCAUUUGUUUCAAAACCCCUGAUGUUUAGGUAAUAGAUGACCAAAUAUUUAAUAAGAUGGUGUGUGCUAUGACGGCUGUGAUACUAAAUGUUUUUUGUAAUUUAUCUAAAUAUAUUUUAAAAAUUUAUGUGAAUUGCAUAGAUAUAUUUAUGCUAAAUAAAUUUGUACAAACUUA
This is a messenger RNA of Tribolium madens (black flour beetle), 1469 nucleotides long. RefSeq names its product ras-related and estrogen-regulated growth inhibitor-like protein. NCBI's taxonomy places the organism in Eukaryota, Metazoa, Arthropoda, Insecta, Coleoptera, Tenebrionidae. Bases 129 to 836 code for a protein of 235 amino acids. The transcript is spliced from 5 exons. The record is from RefSeq and is a predicted model, not a curated record. Gene Ontology annotation, molecular function: GTP binding; GTPase activity.